Molecule: messenger RNA, 3820 nt
Organism: Punica granatum (pomegranate)
Lineage: Eukaryota; Viridiplantae; Streptophyta; Magnoliopsida; Myrtales; Lythraceae
Source: RefSeq, a predicted model, not a curated record
AAAAAUCCAAAGAAGAAGAAGAGGAAGACGACAUCUGCCUGCGUCUGCAGAACAGAACAGAAAGGAUCCGCUCGUUGGUUUCGGUUAGGGGAGCUGAGCUGAGAAUUCGAUAAUUGAGAUUGAACUCCGCCAUGUUUGCGAAGCGUUUCUUCCAGAAAGCCGCGCAGCAGCUUCACCAGAAAUCCCCUCAGGGAGGUGAAAAUUCCUCGGUUGAUCUGCAACCUCGCGUUACUCUUCACUAUGGAAUUCCUUCUACUUCAUCAGUUCUUGCCUUUGAUCCCAUUCAAAGCCUUUUGGCUGUGGGAACACUGGAUGGCAGGAUUAAAGUGGUUGGUGGGGAUAACAUAGAAGCUCUUCUUGUAUCACCAAAGCAGUUGCCUUUCAAAUACCUACAGUUUCUGCAAAAUCAGGGUUUUCUGGCCAGUAUCUCAAAUGACAACGACAUUCAGGUUUGGGAUUUGAAGCUUCGGAAUAUUGCAUGCAGCAUGCAAUGGGAUUCCAAUGUAACUGCUUUCUCGGUUAUUCGUGGAACCACUUAUAUGUAUGUAGGAGACGAGAAUGGGUUGGUGUGUGUCUUAAAGUAUGAUGUGGGCGAGCGAAAGCUUAUCCAGCUCCCUUACCUUGUUCCUGCAGAAUCUAUUGCAGAAGCAGCUGCUAUUUCAGUGCCUCCUCAUAAAUCUGUUGUUGGAGUUCUUCCUCAGCCGUUGUCUGAGGGAAAUAGACUGCUGAUUGCAUAUGAGCACGGACUGAUUGUACUCUGGGAUGUCUCUCAAAAUCAGGCGAUGUUAGUUAAAAGCUGUAAAGAUAUUCAAUUGAAGGAUCAGGCAGUGAUCGAUCUGUCUAAAGAGGCAAAAAGUGAUUCUGUGGGGGAUGUAUCUGAAGAUGAGCAGAUGGACAAAGAUAUUAGUUCUCUUUGCUGGGCAUCCUCUGAUGGAUCCAUUGUUGCUGUGGGCUAUGUAGAUGGUGACAUAAUGUUAUGGAACUUGUCUAGUUCUGCAUUUCUCAAAAGUCCGCAGGCUGCCAAACCAUCAAAUGACUCUGUUAAGCUGCAGUUAUCAUCAAGUGACAGAAGACUUCCAGUAAUUAUUUUACAUUGGUCUGCCAUCAGAGAACGCGGUACUCAGGGUGGCAAACUCUUUGUUUAUGGUGGUGCUGAAAUUGGUUCUGAAGAAGUUCUCACGAUUCUGAAUCUCGAUUGGUCCCGUGGAAUACAGAAUGUAAAAUGUGUUGGUCGUACUGACAUCACACUAAAUGGUUCUUUUGCGGAUAUGGUGUUGGUACCACCUACAGAUGAAAGGGAGGGAGUCCACAGCAGUUCCCCUCUUAUAUUGACAAAUCCUGGUCAAUUGCAUUUUUAUGAUGAGGACUGUCUCUCUGCCUUAUUUCAUCAAGAAAGAAGAGCUACAGUUUCUCCACUUCCAUAUGAAAUGGCCGUUCCUACUGUUGAGCCACAAAUGACUGUAAGCAAGCUUGGUCCUGUACCCAAGGAUGAGAAGUUUUCAGAGUCCCUCUAUGAGUUAGUCCAAGCUGCAAAACGUUGCAUGGAAGAUGAUCUGACAAAUGGGGAUACAAGAUGGCCUAUAUAUGGUGGAAUUCCUAAUCGACUUCCUCUCAUGGAAGAUUAUCAUAUUGAGAGAAUAUAUGCAGCAGGGUAUCGAGAUGGAUCUGUUCGUUUAUGGGAUGCCACAUCUCCUGCUCUUUCCCAGAUUUAUGUUUUAGAACCUGAGUGUUUGUUUAUGGAGAUAUGUUUGAUUCAGGUGAAAGAUGUUGAGAUGGCAGAUGCUAAUGCAGCGGUGUCGGCACUUGAUAUCUGCUCGAUCAAUUUAUAUCUGGCUGUUGGAAAUGAAUUUGGCCUGGUUCGCCUGUACAACCUAGCUGGUACAUCAGACCCCGAAGGGUUACGUGUUGUAUCUGCAACAGUUACAGAGGUUCAUGAGGUACAGCAAGAAGAUGGACCUCGUUGCAUAGCUUUGUUUUCUCUGCUCAAAUCUCCUAUUCGUGCCAUCGAUUUUGCUAAUUCUGGGACCAGACUUCUCGUGGGAUUUGAAUCAGGCCAGGUUGCGGUGAUUGACACUACAGCAUUAUCGCUCUUAAAUCUAACAGAUGCCAUUUCCAGCUCUUCUGCCAUUAUUUCACUAUGUGCGAAUUCAUUCUCAGACUCUAAAAGGAACAGUCCAGGGGACACUGAACCCAGUGAUCUGAACAGCACUGAAAAAUCAGUAACAUUUGUUUUAACCGAAGAUGUAUCUAUUGCUGUCUUAGAUAGUGCCAAAGGCAAUUUGAUUGAGUCUCAGUCCUUCUGGCCUGAAAAGAAGUCAACUGCCAUAUCUCUGAAUUUAAUAGAAGGAAAUUAUCCCAUACCUGAAGUGUCAGGUGAAACUCAUACAAGUUCUUCUAAAAGAACUGAAGCAAAAGAAGGCCCUGAAUGGUCUAAUAUCCAUGACGAAGACUCCUACUGUGAAGAUGCACCUGCUGGCCUGAGAAUUAAGUCAUAUGCUUUACUCUGUUGUGAAGACUCCAUAACUUUAUACGCUUUGAAGUCUCCUUUUCAGAUUGAUGAUAACUUUGUUCAAAAAGUUGACCUGGUAAAACCAUGCUCCUGGACAAUGAUCUUGAGAAAAGAUGAGAGAGAUUAUGCACUAGUUGUUCUAUAUCAGACUGGAGAGCUUGAAAUAAGGUCUUUGCCCAAUCUCGAAGUAAUAUGUGAAAGCUCUUUCGGGUCACUUCUGAGAUGGAGCUUCAAGACAAACAUGGACAAGACAUUGUCCUUCACCGAGAAUGGGCAAAUUACUCUGGUCAAUGGGUGUGAAUUCGCUUGCAUUUCUCUCUUGGCUUCUGAAAAUAACUUUAGGAUUCCGCAGUCUUUGCCUUGCCUCCACGAUGAAGUUCUUGCAGCUGCUGCAGAUGCAAGCAUUAAUUCAUCUCUUGAUGGGAAGAAAAGCCAGUUGUUGCCACAGGGCACCAAUGCUCGUGGACUUUUAGACACAGUCCUCAGGAGUCUUGAAGGGAAAGGGGACAGCAACUCGGGUCUCAUGAAAGUCGAUUGCACAAAUCCUGCACACUUGGACAGCAUAUUCUCUAAGCCUCUUUCUUUAGGGUCGUCGACUGAUGCAACACCAGAUCAAGAAGUUAUCGAACUCAAUAUAGAUGACAUCCAUAUUGACGGACCUGUAACCAUUUCAUCAUCAUACCAAAAGCCUGACAAGGAUGCGAAAGCAGAUAUUAAGCCGGAGAAGGAAAGAUUAUUUGAAGGAUCAAGUACAUAUGAAAAGCCUCGGAUGAGAACACGUGAAGAAAUUGUUGCCAAAUAUCGGAAGACACCUGCUGGGGAUGCCCAUGCAGCUGCUUCACAAGCUCGGGAUAAACUGGCUGAACGUGGAGAAAAACUCGAGAAAAUGCGUGAACGCACUGAAGAGCUACAGGAUGGAGCUCAAGACUUCGCGUCCAUGGCAGGUGAACUUGCCAGGCGAAUGGAGAACCGCAAAUGGUGGAACAUGUUCUAGAAGCCUCUCCAAGCUCUCGUUUGAUCAUCUUGUCGGAAGCCCGCCUUCACCCCGGUAUCUUCCAUCAGCGUAUGUUGCUGUAUUGUUCGUAUAAAUAUUAUUCACCUAUUUAUUCCCCCUCUGUAUGUAUAGUCCUAACAUGAGGCACGAGCAGGUUUUGGGGGACGUGGCAAUAUGUUCGAUAUAUGUGUAAACUUUCCAUUUUUCGACUUUUAGCCUCUCCAUCGGUGAAGAGGCUCUUCCGCCAUCAUAAUAUGUACAGAUUGUGUCUGCCCUUUAAUAAAAGCCUAAUGAUCUUUAAGAUGCCAUUCACGACA